Molecule: messenger RNA, 672 nt
Organism: Peronospora belbahrii
Lineage: Eukaryota; Oomycota; Peronosporomycetes; Peronosporales; Peronosporaceae
Source: the annotation of a GenBank genome assembly
AUGCAAGAGAGACUUCCUAAUGUGGUCCCGACGCUUCCCAGGAUUACCGUCGUCCCUGACGCGAAUCCAGUAAGGCGAGAAGUUUCUUCCGUUCGAACUCGCCAACGACCACAAAACUCGGCGUGGAACGCAAGCUUCUUUGAUUGCUGCUGCUCUGUGGCCCCAACAUACUGCUGUAUUAUCACAUGCUGCCCAUGCACAACUAUUGCGUCGGUGAAAGAAAGCUUGGGUGGAUGCUAUGAACGGACACUACUGUACUUCAGUGGAUUGGCAUUGGGAUUCUUGUUGUCUGUCGGUUUUGCGGCUGCAAGCGGCUCAAAUGAACCUGUUGGACACUUACAAAGCGGUGCGACGCCAUUAGAAUCAAACGAGAGUGAAAGUAUAGGCUCGAUGAUGUGGAAAGCCAUUUCAGCUGUGUUUUUGAUAGCAUUCCUGUUUGGCGUUUGGGGUCUUCGCACACAAACUCGACAAAGUUUGGGCAUCCGUGGCUCGCCACUGCUCGACUGCCUCUCAAGUUUUUUCUGCUGCUUUUGCGUUGUCUCGCAAUUGCAUCUCGAGCUCAAGUCGGAUUACGAUGACUCGACUGGCGCUCAGUCACGUAGGGGCCGAGGAGACAACAAUUUGGUUUUAACACGUCCUGUGGACACGUUGGCUCCAUAUUCAGUUAUGUAG